Brachypodium distachyon (stiff brome) is the source of this 2627-nucleotide messenger RNA. RefSeq names its product hydroxyproline O-galactosyltransferase GALT2. The record is from RefSeq and is a predicted model, not a curated record. Bases 89 to 2098 code for a protein of 669 amino acids. Gene Ontology annotation, cellular component: Golgi membrane. NCBI's taxonomy places the organism in Eukaryota, Viridiplantae, Streptophyta, Magnoliopsida, Poales, Poaceae. The transcript has 7 exons. Gene Ontology annotation, molecular function: carbohydrate binding; galactosyltransferase activity.
CCAGGUCACCACCACCCCCUUCUUCACUUUCCCUUCCCAGACCCAGGACCCGGCAGCAACCCGCUCGCUCCCCUCGCCGGCGCCGCCGAUGAAGCGCGCGCGCAGCUCCGAGAUCUUCCUCGGCGGCCGGGGGCGCGCGCGCCGGCGCCUGGCUCCCCUCCUCGCCGCGGCGGCCUUCGCGUACCUCGUCUUCGUGUCCUUCAAGCUCGCCGGCCUCGGCAGCUGGGACGACGCCCCCGCCUCGGCCGCCGGUGCCGUAAGCCGCCCGGCCACCGCCGAAGCGGGGGGCGAGGCGCUGAAGCGGGAGAAUCUCGAGCCGCCGCGCCGUGCUGCUGCUGUGAUCUCGGGGUACGGCCGCAUCACCGGGGAGAUCCUCCGGCGGCGCGAGGCCGCUGGUGGAGGAGGGAGGAGGAGGUGGGGCAUGCGGGGGAACUUCUCCGAGCUGGAGCGCAUGGCCGCGGAGGCGUGGGCGGCCGGGGCCAAGGCGUGGGAAGAGGCCUCCGCGUUCUCCGGCGACGUCGACUCCAUCGUCUCCGGCUCCGGCGACGGCGGCCGAGGGGGUGCGGCAAGCAAGUGCCCCAGCUCGCUGGCCCUCGGCGUCGGCGUCGGAGGGGGCGAGACGUCCGCGUUCCUGCCGUGCGGGCUGGCGGUGGGGUCGGCGGUGACGGUGGUGGCGACGGCGCGGGCGGCCGUGGCGGAGUACGUGGAGGCGCUGGAGCGGAGCGGGGACGGGAACGGGACGGUGCUGGUGGCGCAGUUCGCGGUGGAGCUCCGCGGCGUGCGCGCCUCCGACGGCGAGGACCCGCCCAGGAUCCUCCACCUCAACCCGCGGCUGCGCGGCGACUGGAGCCGCCGGCCCGUGCUGGAGAUGAACACAUGCUUUCGGAUGCAGUGGGGCAAGGCGCAGCGCUGCGACGGCAACCCCUCCAAGGACGACGACCUUGUUGACGGAUUCCCAAAAUGUGAGAAAUGGGAGCGUAGAGACACUGUUGAGUCAAAAGAAACAAAGACAAACUCAUGGUUCAACAGGUUCAUCGGCCGAGCAAAGAAACCAGAAAUGAGCUGGCCGUACCCAUUUAUAGAGGGGAGGAUGUUUGUUCUCACUAUCCAAGCUGGCGUUGAAGGAUACCAUAUCAAUGUAGGAGGUCGUCAUAUUGCCUCAUUUCCUCAUAGGAUGGGAUUCACUCUCGAAGACGCAACAGGUUUAGCUGUAACAGGAGGCAUAGAUGUUCACUCGGUAUACGCGACCUCUCUUCCAAAGACCCAUCCUAGUUUUUCUCUCCAACAGGUCUUGGAAAUGUCCGAUAAAUGGAAGGCUCGCCCUGUGCCAACGGAACCAAUUCAGCUUUUUAUCGGCAUUCUUUCUGCAACAAACCAUUUCUCUGAGCGCAUGGCUAUAAGGAAAACCUGGAUGCAGUUUCCUGCCACGCAAUUGGGAAAUGUGGUUGCUCGAUUCUUUGUUGCACUGAGUCACAGAAAACAGAUAAAUGCAGCACUAAAGAAGGAAGCAGAAUAUUUUGGUGACGUUGUCAUUCUGCCAUUUAUCGACCGGUAUGAGUUGGUGGUUCUGAAAACAGUAGCGAUAUGUCAAUAUGGGGUGCAAAAUGUUACUGCAGAGUAUAUCAUGAAGUGUGAUGAUGACACCUUCCUGAGGCUGGAUGUUGUAUCACGACAUAUCUCUACCUUCAAUAGAACCUUGCCUCUUUAUCUUGGCAAUUUAAAUCUCUUACAUAGGCCUCUCCGAAGUGGUAAAUGGGCCGUGACCUAUGAGGAAUGGCCAGAACGGGUGUAUCCCCCAUAUGCCAAUGGGCCUGGCUACGUAAUUUCGGUCGACAUUGCCAGAGACAUCGCGUCCCGCCACGCAAAUCAGUCCCUAAGGUUGUUCAAGAUGGAGGAUGUGAGCAUGGGCAUGUGGGUCGAGGACUACAACGCCACCUCUGCCGCCUCCGGCCCCGUGCAGUACAUCCACAGCUGGAGGUUCUGCCAGUUCGGCUGCGUGGACAACUACUUCACGGCGCACUAUCAAUCCCCCAGGCAGAUGCUGUGCCUCUGGGACAAACUGUCGUUAGGCCGUGCGCAAUGCUGCAACUACAGAUGACACAGCGAAUCCGUCGCCCCCGUCAACCAUGGCAGCUUCGCCGAAACAACUGACAGUCAAAGCUAGGCGACAUCCAUUGACCCCCUCCCAUGGCGUCGUUUUAGAAGAGCAUGGGGACCAACACGUCGACCGACUGGGUCUCCGUCCACCUUAACCUGACCAUCGAAGAUCUCACCAUUGCCAAUGCUCUUCAGUGCCCAAGACAAGAUGCACCAUCGGCUGGAAUGUAUUUAGUGGGUAGCAGUUAGAGGCUACGUGCUUGGGUCAUUGAGGAUGAACAUGAGUUGAGUCAUUCUGUAAGUCUGUAGGGUGGUGUGCUCGUUUGUCUUGCAGACGGAGCUGAUGAUAUCACGUUAGACAUUGCUGCCAUGCUUUGCAGUUGAGUACCAGAGAACACAUACAAUCCACGGGGACUUAAAAUUCUUGAGAAGAGUUAAAGAUAUAGACACGAAAUGUAAUGUUUCAUAGCACAUAAAUUGAAGUCCAAAUUUGGGACGUAGUUAUAGUGGAUCAACAACAUAUUCAUCUA